CAGUUGAUGUUGCACAGUUAUAUUCUGGCGGUUUUGACUCGGUGAACUGUUUCCCUGGUACCUUUUUCUAACCUUGUAAAACGGUCAGCAGUAAUCCGUUUGGCGGUGUCGCCGCCGCGUGCUGGAGCUCACUUGAGCUUUCGGAGGCCGUAAUGUUCCUGUUACCGGACACAGCAGGGAGUGUCACGGGCGCAGAGCGCGUGAGACGCUGCAGAGGAGAGGUCCUGGCACGCGAGAGGCUCCUUUCAGCGGCUGAAUCGACAGAUCCGCGCGGAUCGCUGCGGAACAUGUACGUAAGUGUCCAGUGGUGAAGAAAAAACCGGCCGAGCUCGGGAGAGAGAAAGAGCGGAAACGCUUCUUCACGGUUCGCGAGCAUUUUGGAAUUCCAGGAACAGAGGGCUGACGUUCCGGAAAGGAGGGAUAUUUUGUGGGAUAUUUUUUUUCCUUGCUGCUUCCUGCCUGGGCUGCGCUCAUGCAGAGGCCACGCCCACGAGAGAGACUCCACCCUCAUGACAGAUCUCUCCUGUUAACGUGGCUCUGCCGUCUGAUUGGUUCAGCCCUAUUGUCUUCCGCUGUGUCUUGUGGACCUUCUUUGUCCUCUUCUGUCCUCUCUUGUCCAGCUGCCAUCAUGCGGGACUUCCAGAAGUUUCUUCUCAUUUGCUCUGUGGCGUCUCUGGUGCUUCCGCGAGCCACAGCCCUCAGCCUGACCCCGGGGCAGCAGACUCUGCCCCCUGACCCCUGCUAUGAUGACGCGGGCACCGCCCGGCGCUGCAUCCCAGAGUUUGUGAAUGCGGCAUUCGGACAGGAAGUGACGGCGUCGAGCGUGUGCGGGCGUCCGCCAUCCCGUCACUGUCAUGCUGUGGUGGAGGGGGAACAGCGCCCCCCGGUGCACACCUGUCAUGUGUGCAAUGCCUCCCACCCCCGCUUGGCUCACCCCGCCUCCUACCUGACAGAUCUGCACUCCGCCCACAACUUGACAUGCUGGCAGUCGGAGAUCCUGCAGGGGGCGCUGCACAACGUCUCGCUCACGUUGUCCCUGGGGAAGAAGUUCGAGAUCACGUACGUGAGCUUGCAGUUCUGCUCGGCGCGGCCCGACUCGCUGGCCAUCUACAAGAGCAUGGACUACGGGUGGAGCUGGACGCCACUCCACUUCUACUCCUCCCAGUGCCGCCGUGUCUACAACCGGCCCAACCGUGCCCUGGUCACCAAGCAGAACGAGCAGGAGGCGCUGUGCACGGAUGGACCCCCCGACUCCGCCCCCGCCAGCCGCAUCGUAGCCUUCAGCACGCUGGACGGACGGCCGUCCGGCCGGGACCUGGACUCCAGCCCUGUGCUGCAGGACUGGGUCACCGUCACCGACGUGCGCGUGGUGCUCAGCCGGCCGCAGCUCACCCUGUCUGGGAGGGAGGGGCAGGAGGCCACAGGCUCCGCCCCUCUCGUGCCCACCUACUAUUACGCCGUGUCUGACUUUCAAGUCGGCGGCAGGUGUAAGUGUAAUGGCCACGCCUCCAGGUGUGUGAGGGAGAAGGACAACAGACUGAUGUGUGACUGCAAGCACAACACAGAAGGGGCGGAGUGUGACCGCUGUAAACCCUUCCACUGUGAUCGCCCGUGGCAACGAGCCAGCGCCCGCGAGGCCAAUGAAUGCCUGCCGUGUAACUGUAAUCUGCAUGCACGGAGGUGUAGGUUUAACAUGGAGCUGUAUAAGCUGUCCGGGCGUAAGAGUGGAGGUGUGUGUAUGAACUGCAGACACAACACAGCUGGUCGACACUGUCACUACUGCAAAGAAGGAUACUACAGGGACAUGGGCCGGACCAUCACUCACCGCAAAGCCUGUAAAGCGUGUGACUGCCACCCGGUGGGUGCGGCUGGUAAGACGUGUAACCAGACUACAGGCCAAUGUCCGUGUAAGGACGGAGUGACCGGCAUCACCUGCAACCGCUGCGCUAAGGGUUACCAGCAGAGCCGCUCCCCCAUCGCUCCCUGCAUCAAGAUUCCUGUUAUUAACCCCACUGCAUUAGUGAGCAGUACAGAAGGACCUGCAGAUUGUGAGUCCUACUGUAAACCAGCCAAAGGCAACCUGAAGAUCAACAUGAAAAAAUACUGCAAGAAAGAUUAUGCUGUCCUCGUCAGUGUCCUGGACAUGGAGACUGCUGGUGACUGGGCGAGGUUCUCCGUCACGCUGGUGUCGGUGUAUAAGAGCCGAGAGGCUCUGCGCAGGGGGGAGAGCGUCCUGUGGGUGCACAUGAAGGACCUGGCCUGCAAAUGUCCACGCAUACAUAUGGGCAAGCGCUUCCUCAUCCUGGGAUCCAGCGAGGGUGGGGUCAGCCCUGAGAGAGUGGGGCUACGGGCAGAUAAGACCAGCCUGGUCAUCGAGUGGCGAGACAUCUGGACUCGACGCCUGCGCAAGUUCCAGCGCAAAGAGAAGAAGGGAAAGUGUAGCAAUGCAUGAUGGGACAGCAGAGAACCCUGACACCUGACCUUUGAACCACACGUGUGCACACAUGUGAGGCUGGGACAUGUGUGUGUGUGUCUGUGUCUGUGUGUGUGUGCAUGCAUGUGUGUGUGCGUGUGUGUGUGUAUGGACUGUUGUUCAACCUUUUUGAAGCGACCAUUAAAAAGACCAAGACUGAUGCUGAAGCCACUAGUAUUUAUACACACACACACACACACACACACACACACACACACACAUUCUCACACAGCCACACAUACACAACCAUGCAACUACACACCAUUACCACCAUCUUCAUCAUCAUCACCAUCUUCAUCAUCAUCACUAUCUUCUGUACUGUGGUACAAAACUGUAAAGCUCUGUGUGUGUUUGAGAUAAGAGUCAGUUGGCCAAUUAGGAAUCCUAAGAUUUAAGAUUUACAUUUACAUUUACAGCAUUUAGCAGACGCUCUUAUCCAGAGUGGCUUACAAAAGUUCUUUGUCAU
Molecule: messenger RNA, 2939 nt
Organism: Electrophorus electricus (electric eel)
Lineage: Eukaryota; Metazoa; Chordata; Actinopteri; Gymnotiformes; Gymnotidae
Source: RefSeq, a predicted model, not a curated record